AUUCUUAAAGUGACAAGUUUUGAGUCUUUUCAAAGUCUUAAUUUGUUAAUAUAAGUGGAAUAUGUACCUGUGUCUCCCUCGCACUUGAGGACAUAAUAUCAUGGAAUGCCAUGUCCUUGAAUGUGAGGAUUCUUUAAUAAAUAUAAACUUGUCGUUCAGAUGGUUGAAUGGUGGGAUCAUUAACAAAAACAACCGGAGAGCCCGAAGUCAAACCUUACAAGCCAGGACUCAAAUAUGUGGCGGUUUCCAAUGCUUUGUCAGACGGGAUAGAGAAUCCUUUUCAAAAUACAUUACCAGGGUGUCAGCUAUCGAGAUUAUAUUCUUUACUCCGGGAUCUAGAUCACUUGACAAGUGGCUGGACAUUGAUAAAUAGGGGGCAUGUAGAAAGGCUUGUUAGAAGAUUAACCAAAACGUCAUGUCCCUUCUGGAUUGAUGUGUUCCAGUGGAAGAACAGCAUAAGCGCCAGCGAUCUCAAGCUAUCACCACGAUGAAAGAAACGCACGAAAAUGCGUAUCAAGUUUUGGUAUUUGAUGCUAAGCUUGAAGCAAUACCCGUAAAUUAGAUCCACGAAGCCAUGAUGCGAAUCUCUCUUUCCGGCUGGAUGCGCCGGCUCUGGACGCUACAGGAAGGCGUACUGGCUAGUCGGCUGCAUGUUAAGUUAAAAUACAGUAUAUUGGAAGUCGCGUCGGCUGAGCGCGCACUCAAUAAUCCAUCGGGUAACUCGGGGCUUUCUAGGGAGAUCAAAUCGACCUACGGUACAGUGCCAAACAGUGCUGCUCAAUUCUACAUUUACAUGCGUUCGAUAAGAAGCAUGGUCGUGGACACAUACGAACCAAGAUUAAUUGGUAUUCGAAAAGUAAGGACUUGUGAUGACGAGGCUGGGGUUAAGGAAACCAGAGAAGGCUUUGCCGUUGUGGAGGAAUUUGUGGCUACCUGUCAUUACCGAACGACAGGUACCUAAGCCGCCGAUCGGACGAGUACAUCUGCCUUUCUAGUCUCCUAGGUUGGGAUACAUCUAACUGCUCGUCGACGCCUUUUGAUCAAAGAAUGAAGGCUCUUUUAUCCAGGCAGAAUAAACUACCACAAGGACAUCUGUUCGCUCCGGGACCUCGUAUGAAGGAGACAGGAUGGGGUUGGGCAGAACGGACUGGUUGUUGAGUAUCCCAGCCUAAUUUUACCUCCCGGGUACAGGCAGACAACAUCCAAAUGAGUUCUUCCUACGUUGAUAGAGAACCUGGAAGAAGGAGGACCUACAUGGUUUGAGCUGAUGCCUGUGGAACCUGAACAGCCUGGCUCUCCUAGUAAUGGUGAUGAGUGUCACUACGUAUUAUACUAUACGGAGAAUGGAGCAACUAGGGUAGGUUCUUUGGUGGCUACAGCUAUCGUUGCCCUUCCAAGUGAGCAACGGACGUCUAUUUUCGGGCCAGCUGUCCAGGUAUGCUGUACUUUCGUGGGCCUUUGUUAACUUCGCGCGCUAGGCGUCGAUUCGGAGCAGCCAGUUAUACGUUUUGUGGCGCUUAUAGCGCCGACAGGCGUAAGCAGGCGCAGCCCGCCGGUUCAACGAAUUGAUUUAAGGUCACCUGAG
Molecule: messenger RNA, 1585 nt
Organism: Daldinia loculata
Lineage: Eukaryota; Fungi; Ascomycota; Sordariomycetes; Xylariales; Hypoxylaceae
Exons: 1
Coding region: 575-961 (128 amino acids)
Source: RefSeq, a predicted model, not a curated record